GAGUGCAGGGUGGGGGAAGGAUCAGCUGAUCGGCGCUGCCGCAGGAGUGACAGGGGGACUGCCGCUCGGGUCUUCUUGGAUUUGGGGACUGUGCUGCGGUCAGGUAUACCUCUUGUGAACGGUGAUGAGAUUCUAACCUGACCGUCAUCCAUCUUGCCCACUCUUCUUUCCUGCUCCAAAUCACUCGUCUACAGCAUGGAAUUGAAAGUCUGGGUAGAUGGGGUCCAAAGAGUCGUCUGCGGGGUAACAGAGCAGACAUCUUGCCAGGAUGUGGUCAUCGCCCUGGCCCAGGCCAUAGGUCAGACAGGACGAUAUGUACUUAUCCAGACUCUACGCGACAAAGAAAGACAGCUCUUGUCUCAUGAGAGACCUUUGGAAUUCUUGGCCAAAAGUGGACAAUACGCCAAUGAUGUCCACUUUGUAAAACGCACAGGACCCAGCUUGGCUGAACGCCCCUCUUCGGACAGUGUUCCUCUUCCUCCAGAAAGAACUGUGGUCAGGUCUAGCUUGCCUCUUAAUCCUCGGGCACUUGGUACAGAAGUUACAAGGUCAAAAGAGCCUAAAAAAUCUUUGACUUUUAAUUUGGGACCCACGAGUUCUAAUGAUAUGUUGCUUAAGCAUAGACAGAAAUACCAAAAUUGCACAGCUAGUAAAGACACUUAUAGACAACCACCAAAGAGGAAAUCUUCAAGCUGGUGCUACAAACAACAAGAGCAGCUUAAAGCACUAGGAAUGCAAAAUGGUUCUAUAGGAAAGGACCUUCAGACAUGGGAAAGAGGCAGAGCUGGCGGACCUGAGGAGGAUGAUGAGGUUGCUUAUUUGGAACGACUUAUUCGCCGAAAUGAUGCUGAGCUAACAGAGGAGGUUUGGUUGGAUGAACUAGAAAGAGAAAGGACAGAUGAGCAAAAAAGACAAGAUAAAAUGAGACAAUUAAGAGCUACAAUGGAGGAUUAUACCCUUAAAAUUAAAGAACUGAGUGAAAGGACUGAGGCUUUAGAACAGGAAAUCCAGAAGGAGACCUCGAAAAGACUUUCAGGGGAGCCCAGUCCAGCUGAUAUUGAGGAAAUGGUGACAAAAAUGAAAAAGGAAUUGGAAGCAAAGACUGUACACACCCAUGAACUGGAAAGUAAUCUGUCUAAUGUGGAAAAAGCUUGUGAGGAGGCCAGAAGAAACCUAGAGGCAAGAAAUCAGGAGCUGGAGGAGCUUAAUAAGGACCUCAGACAGUGCAACCUCCAGCAGUUCAUCCUACAGACCGGUUCUACAGUCACAAACGGCCAAGUACGACUGGACGAAGAGUCUGUUUCGGAUCAAAGUAGCGCACAAUGGGAAGGACAGCACAGAAGUAGAGGUCGCACAGAGUCUCUUGCACGGACCAAUCCCAAUCAUCUAACAGGUCAUCCCCGUAACUUGCAGAACGCUCUUCUCUCUACCCGGAACCCUGAGGCUUUACCCUCACGGGAUACCUCAUGGACUUGAAGGAUAUCAUCUAAACGACUACCAGAAUCUAUCUCACCUUGUUAAAAAGUUAUAUCUAUAUAUGGAAUUACAUUAUGUCAGAAAAUAUAUCUAUCUAUCUAUCUAUAUAUUAUGUGUAUAUAUCUAAUUGUUUAUAUAUUUUUUUUGUAUUAUACAUUUCUUUUGAUACAGAUGUGUAUAAAGAAAUAUACUGGUACUACAUGUAAUAGAAAAGGUGGGGAACACGUUUGGUUAUUAAAAAUGUGAAAAUAAAAAAAUGUAAAAAAACUUUGCCACCUCCAGUUAGAACACUUUUCAGAUAUCUGUGGAUCUUUAUUUCAGUAAUAAAAAAAAAAAAGUACAAUACAA
Messenger RNA from Bufo bufo (common toad), 1824 nucleotides. RefSeq names its product Ras association domain family member 7 (gene RASSF7). NCBI's taxonomy places the organism in Eukaryota, Metazoa, Chordata, Amphibia, Anura, Bufonidae. Gene Ontology annotation, biological process: signal transduction. The record is from RefSeq and is a predicted model, not a curated record.